Pestalotiopsis fici W106-1 is the source of this 2838-nucleotide messenger RNA. RefSeq lists its product as uncharacterized. Gene Ontology annotation, cellular component: nucleus. The record is from RefSeq and is a predicted model, not a curated record. Gene Ontology annotation, molecular function: protein binding; metal ion binding; ubiquitin-protein transferase activity. Lineage: Eukaryota; Fungi; Ascomycota; Sordariomycetes; Amphisphaeriales; Sporocadaceae. Gene Ontology annotation, biological process: mitotic cell cycle checkpoint signaling; ubiquitin-dependent protein catabolic process; protein ubiquitination. The transcript has 2 exons. Bases 1 to 2838 code for a protein of 945 amino acids.
AUGGACUCUCCAAGGCCAGGAGUCGAUCUGGAGAAGGAGUUGACCUGCUCGAUCUGCACCGAGGUCCUCUACCAGCCCUUGACCCUCCUCGAUUGUCUGCACACAUUCUGCGGCUCCUGUCUCAAAGACUGGUUCAGCUGGCAGGCUACCAUCGCCGAGAACUCACCGGAUCCGCCGCCCGCCGGGACCAACGUCGCAACUUGCCCGUCAUGCCGCGCACCCGUCAGAGAUACCCGGCACAAUGCCACCGUUGCCACGCUGCUGGACAUGUUCCUAGCUGCCAACCCGGACAAGGCGAGGUCUGAGGAGGACAAGUUGGAGAUGCACGAAAAGUACCAACCCGGCGUCGAUGUGCUGCCGAAAGUCAGCACUGUGGAAAAGUCGCCCGAGGAGCAGCGCUUAGAGGAGCUGGAGUCGCAGAUGCUGGCACAGGCGCGGGAGAUGAGUCUACGAGCUUCGGGAGUAGGGGCCCCAGCGUCACCUCGGCCACAGCAGCAUAGGCACAGAAGGGAGCACCAGAUUCGACACUUGGACAGUAGCGACAGGUCGGACAGGGACAGCAGCCGGGACUCGAGACAUCGCGAUGCGCGACACCGGACCCGAAGAGAAGGGGAGCGGAGGCAGCGCGCCGUCUCAGAAAGCACACUGCAACCAUCCGAGGAGGGCAGGCAUCGGCGCAGUGAAUCACAGCAAAGGAGAUCGCGCGAUCCCUCGAGGACAAGGCGUGCUAGACCCAUCGAGCAUCAGUCGUCCAUCAGAUCCCUGAUCAGUUCGUCGAGUAUCGAUUCACUGGAUAUGGAAAGGGAGAUUGAAGAAUUUGCCCGUCAAAUACAGGAGGAGGGACUUUUGGACGGCCUGGAUCUGGACAAUUUGGACAUCACCCAGAAUGACGAGCUUAGUAAGAGGAUAACGGAAGCGUAUCGAAGGCGGCAGACUCAGCGAACACGUCAAGAUACAUCGAGGAGGACGACCACAAGCAGCCGUUCUAGUCGUGCAGACACAGCACCACUCGGCCAAAGACCGCUUGUUGUGGACAGAUCACGAGCUAGUAGCAGGCAGAGGGCCAAUUCCGAGAACACGCGGAACUCGAACUCGGCAAGUCAGCUGGAAAACAGGACCCGACGACCGCCAAUCACCGCCACACAUCUUGACGUACGUGACGGGCCUGAGCGGCGCAGGAGACGGACUUCUAGCGGAGCCCGUAGUGCAACAGAACCUACCGUACGGUCCUGGGCAGGAGAGACACAACCAGCCGCGCGAUCGCAAACUGAUCUGACUCUGCGCGCCCGGGCCUCUGAUGCCGAGGUGAGGCGCCCAUCGGCUGGUGACAGAAGCUCCAGCUUGCCGACGGCUGCCAUGAGAGAUCAGGUGCCAGUCGGCCUGGGCCUGUCAUUCGGCGAGCGAACUAUUUCAUCGACCCAGCUCUCCUCGUCUGUGACGAUCGACACAUCCGUGGCGGACCAUGGAAGUCCAAACACGAGACAGCGGCCGCCCAGUGUGGUAGUCUCGCCUCAAAACCCGCUACCUAGUCUCGGCGCGCCCAUGUCACCGAUUGGUCAUCACCGCACGCGGUCGCAUUUCUAUCAUGAACCUUCAAUCACGUGCUCUCGGUGCGGCAAGGGCCAUAUUGAGUACGACCUUCACUACAAUUGUGCACGCUGCAGAGGUGGAGAGUGGAACAUCUGUCUCGAUUGUUAUCGCGCAGGCAAGGGAUGCCUACACUGGUUCGGUUUUGGCUAUUCAGCAUUCAAGAAAUGGGAGAGAGCACGUGCAAAUGGCAAUCCUGAUCUGGAAGACCCGCACAUGCUAACCUCGAGCCGUUAUAUUGCGCCUAAAAUAAUACCAGGAGGUGCAGAGGGUCGCCGGACAAUGACUACUGAUGACCCUUUGAGAAGGCUUCAGAGCGGAAUGUUCUGCGCCGGUUGUCUAGCCUGGACCAACGAAUGCUACUGGCGAUGUGAAGAAUGCAACGAUGGCGAUUGGGGCUUCUGUAACAGAUGCGUCAAUGAAGGUCGAAGUUGUACGCAUCCAUUGCUGCCGCUGACCUGGGUAUCACCAUCGAAUGGCCCGAGUCCUCCCCCCAGUCCUCGGAUACCCAACCCACCAGCAGCGGCGAGCCUCUACAAAGGGCCCCAGGCCAUGACCUUGGGCAACUUUCGCCCGUUGAGUUUUCGAACAGCCUGUAGCGUGUGUAGGGCGUCUUUAGAACCUUCACAGAGCAGGUGCCACUGUUACACAUGUCCUAGUCCAGUCAUGUCUGCAAGCAGCACAGUGGCUGAAGCACAACCAGGAGAAUACGAAGUCUGCAUGGACUGUUAUCGUAAACUGGAAAGCGACAGGCUUAUAUCAGCGGAAAACGGCCUUUUGGGCUGGCGACGCUGCCUCAACGGCCACCGCAUGGUUAUUAUUAACUACCAGGUCGCUGGUGGCGGAGAACGGCGAAAUAUUGUACAUGAUCUUGUUGGCGGUUGGGACUUUCACAUGCAGCCUCUUACACCGACGCUGUCUGCACAACCCAUUCCGGGAUUAAUGAAAUGGAGUUGGCCUGGCCCCAAUGGAACCAAGUGCGAAAGACUUGUCACGGAUGUUGUCGGCACCACGGCACCCAUCACCGGCCCCUGGACAGAAGCAUUCCCUCCUGAAGGUGGUUCGGGCCUCCGAGCAACAGCACACUGGGCUUGGUAUCCGGGCACCGGCGCCACUGACGAGUUAAUGUUUCCGAAAGGAGCCGAGAUUCUGGAGAUUGAAGACGUGAAUGGGGAGUGGUUUUUUGGUUGUUACAUGGGCGCAAAAGGCUUGUUUCCAGCACCGUAUGUCCGGGUGAUUGCGACUCAAUGA